Mesocestoides corti is the source of this 1566-nucleotide messenger RNA. NCBI's taxonomy places the organism in Eukaryota, Metazoa, Platyhelminthes, Cestoda, Cyclophyllidea, Mesocestoididae. The record is from the annotation of a GenBank genome assembly.
UUGUUCUCUUUUUUAGAAUACCAGUACGCUGGCUUACCACAGCCGGCUCAGGCACCCGGGUAUCCGCCUUUUGCCCAAUACCCAAACCCAGGCGGCGAUCAAAAUGCACAUUUUUUACAAGGCUAUGCCCUUACACAAGGCAACCCUGCUGCUGCAAUGUUUGGAGGACCGUCGUUCAGCCAAAACCCCUACCCCCAGGGUGCAACUAGUAUGCCUGUCCAACAACUAGGUGCCCAGUUAAAUGCUGCCGGCCUUGGAACUGGCUUUCCUUACGGCGAUUAUUCACAGUUUAACCCUUAUAAUGCUGGUACUAAUAGUGGCAUGCCGGCUUCGAUAAAUGAUAUGCAACAAUUCAAUCAGUUGCUCCCCAAUGCGAUCAAUCAAUCAGCGGCUCGAAAUAUUUACGAAGCUAUUGCCCAUGAGCAAAGCUUAGCUGGGUUCAAUGCGGCAGCAUUUUUACAAGAUCCCACGGGCGGCAUAGGCCGAGGCCUUGGGGGUUUUUCUGGAAAGGGAUUUGGUUUGAACCAAAGAGGUGGCAUGAACAAAUAUGAGAAUGCUGAGGGUCUUCGCGAAGACACUGUGUACGUAAGCAAACUUCCUCAAAAUAUCGACCACGAAGUGAUGAAGUCUCAAUUUGGAACAAUUGGGAAAAUAAAGGUGAACGUCAAAACUGGCAUGCCGAUGAUAUGGAUUUUUAAAGAACGAGGCGUCCCAAAAGGCGAUGCUCUCGUAACAUUCGACGAUCCUCUUUGUGUACAGAAAGCAAUUAAAUGGUUUUCUGAAAACGAGUUCCUUGGUAAAAUGAUUGAAGUACGGCAAGCUAAGAACAGUCAGCGGCCAGUCAUCAUUCCAAGUGGUGGUGGUGGUAGUAAUCAACAACACAACAACAUGAUGGCUGGCGGUAAUCCCACCGCCGUCGCUAGUCGUGGAGCCGGUUUGAACCCAACAGCUGUGGGAGCCGGAAGUAGUUCCGUCCCACUGAUGAACAAUAACCCUACUGUAACAGCAACAAUGGGUGCGUUCGGUGGGGCUGUUGGCCCAGACCGGUCGGCUGGAGCAGAAAUGUACGGAGGGCAGUUUGAUCCACGUGGAGACGGUCCCAUGCCACCACAAGGUGCGCCUCGUGGUGGAAGUGGCAGACCUCUUAUGCGAGGCGGUGGUGGCCCGGGAGUCAACAGGACCGGCGAAUGGCGUUGUACGUCGUGCGGACGGCCGAGUUUUGCGGGUCGUGACCAAUGCAAACACUGUGGCGCGCCACAUCCGGACGACGGUAUGGUGAUGAUGACUGGGCCUCCUCAACGUGGUCCUCCUUUUCCACCACACCAGCACCCCGGAGUUACAGCGGCCAACGGCGGGCCAAUGAUGGGCCCUGGUGGGCCACCACCAUUACCGCAUCAUCGUGGAGGUCCAAUGAUGCCACCGCCGCCGGGUGUCAGAGGUGGCGCACCUCCCCCACUAAAUGGAGGUCGUGGUGGUGGAAUGUCUAUGCGUGGCGGAAGGGGUGGUGGACCCAUGCGUGGCAGUGCUGUGAAUGCAGGCCGUAGCAUGCGUACCACUCCAUAUUAA